UGUUAUUUUCGAUUGCACGUGUUGAAGCCGAAAGCAUUUGCAUUGUUGUAUAAACAUUUAAUUUUAAAUUAAAAUGAUGACACUGUCGUCUGAUCAGAAGGCGCCUCUAGCCGCAGAUUCGUCCUCGGAUAGUGGAGAUGAAUGCGAAGUAAGUGCGUGCAACAGCGAAGGUAAUCCCGCCUGGGCAAGAACUAUUGCCAAAUUGCUGAAACAAAAUCCGCCUGAGAACCAAAAGAGGACGGUGCUUUCUCGGGCCAAAAAAUUGAAGCCCAACAAUGCUCAGGCCAACAAAGCUAAGAAAACGUAUGACUUUGAAAUCGAUGGAACUGAAGUAGAGCCCAAAAAGAGAAAGGACGUCAAGAAAGAGAAGCCGUCCGAACUCGAUGCUCACCUGACGAGUCAACAGCGCAAGAAUGUGCCGCUGCAGCUGCGGGUCAAACCAAAUGCUCAGGACCUGGAGCGAGAGCGCAACUUGCGCAAGGUGGCCACAAGCGGUACGGUGCAGUUCUAUAAUGCGGUGCGCAUCCAACAGAAGGAACUUCAACAGCAGCUGGAGGAUGCCGGCCCGUUGGACAGUCGCAAGGAUGCGGUGCUCAACAACAUUGAUAAGGGUAAAUUCCUGGACGUAUUGAUGAGCGGUAAGCGUGCAAGGUCCGCUGCUAUAGACAACAGAGUAAAGAAAGAGGAGCUGGAGUCGGAGUCGGAGUCCGAGUCGGAUGAUGAGGACUCAACAAAUGGUAAAAUGACAAAAGAUUCGGGCAACAAAAAGAAGUCCGAAUGGAAUGUGCUGCGCGAUGACUUUAUGACCAACAAGAAAAUCAAGCACUGGGAUGAAGAAGAAGAAGAAGAUGAUGAUGAGAAGGCAGAAAGUGACGCUGACGAAAACAGCGCCGCGGAAAGCGAAGAUGAUGAUUAGUAUAUAAGUAUCUGUGCUAUUUCUAGUUUUUAAUAAAAUAAUUACAAAUUGAUCAUUUCUGCAUUGGAGGUCAUGUAAAUGCCAACAAUUAAACCAAA
Messenger RNA from Drosophila montana, 1014 nucleotides. Its product is annotated as RRP15-like protein. Gene Ontology annotation, biological process: maturation of LSU-rRNA; maturation of 5.8S rRNA. The coding region runs from base 74 to 916 and encodes 280 amino acids. The record is from RefSeq and is a predicted model, not a curated record. NCBI's taxonomy places the organism in Eukaryota, Metazoa, Arthropoda, Insecta, Diptera, Drosophilidae. The transcript has a single exon. Gene Ontology annotation, cellular component: preribosome, large subunit precursor.